Messenger RNA from Helicoverpa armigera (cotton bollworm), 4007 nucleotides. RefSeq lists its product as uncharacterized. Bases 79 to 3150 code for a protein of 1023 amino acids. The transcript is spliced from 13 exons. Lineage: Eukaryota; Metazoa; Arthropoda; Insecta; Lepidoptera; Noctuidae. Gene Ontology annotation, molecular function: protein binding. The record is from RefSeq and is a predicted model, not a curated record.
GGGGAGCGUGGUCGCCAGUUUUCGCCGACCACCGCGCCGCGAGCACGCCUUGUAAUGCUCACAGUAUUUUGACGCGACAUGGCCUCGUCUGCGAGCGGCAACAUCGUCGUCGAGUGGUUGCGAUCGCUCCACUUGGGCCAAUACGCGGAAAGUUUUAUUGAUAACGGAUAUGAUGACUUAGAAAUAUGCAAACAAGUAGGAGAACCAGACUUGGAUGCUAUUGGCGUCCUGAACCCUGCUCAUCGUCAGCGAUUGCUUCAUUCAGUCAGAUCUUUGAGAGAGGAAGGAGCGGCGGCUGUUUAUUUUACUUUGGAGGAGGCAGCCGCCGCUCGGGACUCUUGUAGAUGUGAAGAAGAAGCAAGGAAAGAGCAGGCGACAGCAGCAGUGGAACCGGCGAAAUAUGUUGACGAGUAUGAGGAAGGGAAAGCAGAGUUAGUGAAGAUACCUCGGAUGCAACUGAAACGUUUGCUUCGCGAACGUCUCGCUCAGGACGGGAUACGUCUGAGCCUGCAGCCAUAUUCAACCACGGAUGGAGACCGGGGCUACCUAGAAGGUCUGGCCUCUCGAUACGCGGACCUCUUCUCAACACACUAUGGCGACGUUCUAGACCACCUUGAAGAGUUGCGAAGACACGAAUGGGACGAGAUGUCUCCCAGAAUGAGGGUGCUCGGAGGCCCUGGAACACCUCAAACUCCACCUUCGGCAAGUCCUGGUUCCCUAGCUUUGAAUAACUUGACCACGUCGCAUUCGCAGCCCAUUUAUGUGCCUGGAAAGUAUUCGCCCUCAAGCUGUCUCACAGAGAAAGAGGAGGACGAAAUCUACGGGUUCGGGUACGGCGUGUUCGGUAAACAAAUGCUGCAACGGCAACAGCAACAGAAGCAACUGUUGUUGGCGCAACCCACACAACCGCUUAUGCAUAACACACAACAUAACUAUCAAAGUUGCCUCAGUCCACGGUCAGCCUAUUUCUACGAAUUUCCACCUAGUGGCAUUAUUUUCGUAGACAACUGCCUGGGUACAGCUAAGAAGAAGGUGACAACAUUUUCGAGGCUGCUUCGAGGACUGAAAUCCCAUAGGAAAGAGAAGCAUGGAUCUUGUUCGCCUAAACACACGCAUAGCCCGCGACAAGUAUUGCCACCCCAAAGGGUGGACACACCGGACAGCGUGCUACAAAGUGGCCUUGGCCUAGGGCCUGGGCCCGACACAGCUCUUAGGUCUAUGGUUGAUCCAAGAGACUAUGACCGCCUCCGCUUCUUUCAAAUGAGUGCCGCCCAACCAAACACCUUCGAAGAAACUAUACAUAGGUUAAAAGUCCAAGAAGCAAUGAAGAAAAAAGACAAACUAGCGAGAGAACAAGAAGAGAUCCUUAGAGAUAUAAGACAUGGUCUUAUGAACAUGGGAAGAGACGGCGUGCGGGGACCUUUCGGAGACGAUACGUAUAUGUACGACGACGAAGCGAGAGGCCUAUCAGGAAGAGGGCAUUGGUACGACGAACCGCCUUACGAGAGUGACCCUGAAGAUUUCCUGAUGGGCGGGGGAGCACCUGCGGCAUCAUUUCAGAAUGGUCGUGUUUGUUUUACUUUAAACCUCAGAAAUGAAUCCAGAGAAGAAGGCGUAAUAUCGCUAAGAAGCGCUGGCGAUAUAAGUUUAGCGAGAACCCCUCGGAGGGGAUUAAUUAUUCCUCAGAGUGGCCCCUACCCGACCACCGUGAUCCCCUUGCGAACGGCAAGAGAUCGGGAGAGUGGGGAUUACGCCGCAUCUGAUAUACAAUCUAUAGGAUCAAGGUUAUCAGGCAUUUCUUUAGAAUCCAACCGAUCAGAACGAGAUUCCAGGAGGGGUUAUAGGCAAAUGUCCGGUUACCGGAUAGGAGCCGAUCCUUUAUCACCAGCUUCGUCAGAUUAUGAAGACCAAGAAAGUGAAACAGAUUCACAGCACAUAGCAACUGUGCACAAGUCAGCUGAAGAAUGUGAAGGUGUAUCGAACUUAGCAGGAAAAGUAAGAGGGCUCAGACAAGACGUCCAGAGAAAAAUAUCAAGGCUAAGGCAAGAAAGGGGCCCCGAAGGCAGCGACAGGCGGACGAGUGGUGACCAAGCAUUUCCGUGUUCUAAUAGUUCUUUCGAAAGUCUUCCCAGCGGAUCAGGCAGUAGCACACAAGCAUUGGUUCGCGCCGGUAGUAAUCACUCAUCUCUCUCGGCAGAAGAAAACAUAGAAUUAAGUCCAGCCGGGCGGAGUUUACUCGUGCCGCAAAUGCUGUGUCGAGCUCGGGCCCUCGUCGAUUACGUACCCAAUAUUUAUGAGAAAGAUGCCCUGAGAUACAAGAAAGGAGACAUCAUAGAAGUGAUAAACAUGAAUGCAUCCGGCAUAUGGCGAGGCGUAUUGAACAAUAAAGUUGGAAACUUCAAGUUUGCUCAUGUCGAAGUUUUAUCUGAAAGAGACACGGUACGUUCAAGAUCGUCCAAAUGGUGCAAAAGUCGCGAAAGGCUUUGGGAAACGCGGCCACGUACGGUAGAAGAAUUAUUGAGAAGGAUAGACUUGUUGGAAUAUGCUGUGGCCUUUGCAAGGAAUGGAUAUGAAGACAUAGAACUAUUCAAGGAGAUUGAACCAUCAGAUUUGGACUACUUGGGAAUAAUGACUCCAGAACAUCGUACACGUAUUCUCGCAGCUGUUCAACUUUUGCACCAGCUUGAAUGCGUUGAAGGUGAAGCAGAAGCCGAUGGAGGUGGUUCAAGCUCUGAGGGUGGUGACUCUCCCUUCGGUAGACGACAAUUUCCUCGAGACUCGGGGUGUUAUGAAGCAGGCGUUGGGGUUGGAGGUGUUCGAGUCCGGACCUCGCCACUAGUUCACAGGGCCGACGAGCCAACACACAGGCCUCCAGAACCAGCGCCGCAAGCUAAACGCUCCAUUCGUCGACGUCAACCAGAUGACGCCGAAUGUGAUAGAAUUGAGCGUUAUCCAGGUACAGUCACGGAACGAACGACAACACGAAGUGGCGGUCUUCCCGGUGGCGCUAGAGACGACACUUGUGAAUCUGACCACCGACUAAAUGUAGUUAAGUUUGUAGCCGGCGGGGAGCCAUGUGCAUCGGAGAAAAGUAGCGACUCGGGGGUGAGUAGUUCGUCAUUAAGUUCAGCUCAUCCCCACCGUCCCUGAGCGAGGCCUGCCGCGCCCGCGCUUGCCUAGGCGCUGGCGCGGGCGCGUGCGCAAGCCGCGCAGCCGCCCGCUCCCCCCGCCAACACUGAACCGUCAGCGCCGCCCGAACCCGAAUAAGAGUAAACUGAACUCGUUCUCUGUAAUACCGCGCAUAUAAACUUCUUUGAAGACAUUUUUUUACUUUCUGACUAUAAUGUUCCCAUUCACAAAAUCAUUCUUAAUUCACAUGUCUUCAACCACAUUUUAGUACAUAAAUCAAUCGACUCAAAAUAAGACUGAAACUUAUUUUCUUUAUAGGAAUGAUUGUAUAAUUUUAUUUUGGGCGGUGCGAAUUAAGAUAAGUGUGGGUUAACCUCUAUUUGACUUCUGCAUAAGCAAUAGAUGGCUCUCUUUAAAUAUCAUGAUUUACGAUGUCGAGCCCACAAAACUCUUUGUGUAAGAACUUGUUACUUAAAGACUGACUUAAGUUUCAAAGCACUUAUGCGUGCUGUAAUUUUAUGAAACGAUUAACAGUUAAAAUGCAAUAAUGUAAAGAUAUGUAACUCUUCUUCUUUGAUAUAUUCAAGUAAUUGUGGACAAAGAAAAUUAAUCGAUGUUAAUAGAUUCAAUCAUAAAAUAGAUUUCAGUACGGAAUAUUAUUAUGAAUUGUAGAUAUUUAUAUAGGUUGCUUGUUACGGUUUCACAUGCGGAUUUUGAAAUCGCUAUUUAUCAUUCCGUUAUAAAUUGAAAAGCAUAUCAUGGAUGGCAGCAAUUUAUUAUAAACUUUAGUUUGCUUUUGAUUUCUUACUCUGUUCAAAAUACGAACUUGUGGUUUUCUUUCAAUGUUCAUUAAUUGCAAUAAUUUCAUAGAUCAUGAU